UAUAUAUAUAUCUAUAUAUUUUUCCAUAAUAGAAUGUCGACCCUUCAACAAGAAAAAGUAACUCAAGUCAAUGAACUUUUUGAUACUGUUCUUAUUUUGGACUUUGGUUCUCAAUAUUCUCAUUUGAUCACUCGCCGCGUCCGAGAAUUAGGAGUUUAUUGUGAACUUUUACCUUGUACUCAAAAGAUGGCUGAUCUUCAUUUCAAACCCAAGGCUAUUAUUUUAUCUGGUUCUCCUUAUUCUGUUUAUGAUAAAGAUGCUCCUCGUGUUGAUCCUGAUGUAUUUGAUACUGGUGUCCCUAUUCUCGGUAUUUGUUACGGUCUUCAAGAAAUGACUACUUUUAUGGGUGGUAAGGUCGAUGCUUGUGAACACCGUGAAUAUGGUCAUGCUGUCUUAUCUGUGAAGAAACAUCCUCAUCUUCCCUUUGUUGAUAAACUCUUUGCUGGUUUGGAUGGUGAUAAUGUUCAAGUAUGGAUGAGCCAUGGUGAUCAAGUCUCUGCUGCUGCUCCUGGUUUCACUACUAUUGCUGAAACUCGUACUGCUCCUUUUGCUGCUGUUGCUCAUGAAGAAAAACCUUUCUUUGGUAUUCAAUUCCAUCCUGAAGUGACUCAUACUGUGGAUGGUCAAAAAUUGUUACACAACUUUGUGAUUGAUAUCUGUCAAUGUGAAGCUUCUUGGACUAUGGAAUCAUUUGUUGAUAAAGAAAUUGAACGUAUUCGCAAUGUGGUUGGACCUAUUGAUCAUGUCAUUGGUGCUGUUUCUGGUGGUGUUGAUUCUACUGUUGCUGCUCGUCUUAUGCAUGAAGCCAUUGGUACUCGUUUCCAUGCUGUACUUGUAGAUAAUGGUGUGAUGCGUUUGAAUGAAUGUGCUAAUGUUAAGAAAAUGUUGGGUGAUAAGAUGGGUAUUAAUAUUAAGGUGGCCGAUGCCUCUGAUCUCUUUUUGGGUCGAUUGAAGGGUGUGACUGAUCCUGAACAAAAACGCAAGAUUAUUGGUAAUACUUUUAUCCAUGUGUUUGAAGAUGAAGCUGCAUUGAUUGAAAAGGAAUUGGAACAACAACAAUCUGAAGGCAAAAUCAAGUAUUUGUUACAAGGUACCUUAUAUCCUGAUGUGAUUGAAUCCAUUUCAUUCAAGGGUCCCAGUGCUACUAUUAAGACUCAUCACAAUGUGGGUGGUCUUUUGGAAGAUAUGAAACUCAAGUUGAUUGAACCUUUACGUGAAUUAUUCAAGGACGAAGUACGUGCUCUUGGUAAGAUUUUAGGCUUGGAUGAUGAAUUGGUUUGGCGCCAUCCUUUCCCUGGACCUGGUAUUGCUAUUCGUGUACUCGGUGAAGUGACUAAAGAACAAGUUGAAAUCGCUCGUUUGGCCGAUAAUAUUUAUAUCGAAGAAAUCAAGAAGAAUGGAUACUAUCGUAACAUUUCUCAAGCUUAUGCUGCUUUGUUACCUAUCAAGGCUGUGGGUGUUAUGGGUGAUAAGCGUACCUAUGAACAAGUCAUUGCUUUACGUGCUGUAGAAACUAAGGACUUUAUGACCGCCGAUAUCUUUGCCUCUGCCGAAUGGUUUGUUUGUUUGAAACGUAUCAGUUCUCGUAUCAUCAAUGAAGUCAAGGGUGUCAACCGUGUUGUUUAUGAUAUCAGCUCCAAACCUCCUGCUACCAUUGAAUGGGAAUAGAUUAAUUUAUUAUAUUUUCAUCAUACUCUACUUAUAUAUAUAUUAUUCUCUCUCUCUUUUUUUUUUUUUUUGUCAUUAUUAGUAUUAGUCAUCAC
This is a messenger RNA of Halteromyces radiatus, 1763 nucleotides long. RefSeq lists its product as uncharacterized. Gene Ontology annotation, molecular function: ATP binding; GMP synthase (glutamine-hydrolyzing) activity; GMP synthase activity. NCBI's taxonomy places the organism in Eukaryota, Fungi, Mucoromycota, Mucoromycetes, Mucorales, Cunninghamellaceae. The record is from RefSeq and is a predicted model, not a curated record. The coding region runs from base 34 to 1668 and encodes 544 amino acids. The transcript has 2 exons. Gene Ontology annotation, biological process: GMP biosynthetic process. Gene Ontology annotation, cellular component: cytosol.